Molecule: messenger RNA, 775 nt
Organism: Triticum aestivum (bread wheat)
Lineage: Eukaryota; Viridiplantae; Streptophyta; Magnoliopsida; Poales; Poaceae
Product: barwin
Exons: 1
Coding region: 90-590 (166 amino acids)
Biological process (GO): defense response to bacterium; defense response to fungus
Molecular function (GO): RNA nuclease activity
Source: RefSeq, a predicted model, not a curated record
GAGCGACUCCCAUUCGAGUGUCAGCACCUGCUAGCUACCACUCCUCACAUCCUCUGGUACGAUCACCCUCCUCUGCUGCGUUGACGAAGAUGGCCGCACGCCUUGCGCUCGUGGCGGCGCUCCUUUGCGCCGGUGCCGCGGCCGCCGCGGCGCAGCAGGCGAGCAACGUCCGGGCGACCUACCACUACUACCGCCCAGGUCAGAACGGCUGGGACCUGGGCGCCCCCGCCGUGAGCGCCUACUGCUCCACCUGGGACGCCGGCAAGCCGUUCUCGUGGCGGUCCAAGUACGGCUGGACGGCGUUCUGCGGCCCCGCUGGCCCCCGCGGCCAGGCGUCGUGCGGGCGGUGCAUCCGGGUGACCAACAUGGGCACGGGGGCGCAGAUCACGGCGAGGAUCGUGGACCAGUGCGCCAACGGCGGGCUGGACCUCGACUGGGACACCGUGUUCGUCAAGAUCGACACCGACGGCAUGGGGUACCAGAGGGGCCACCUCAUCGUCAACUACCAGUUCGUCGACUGCCGCGACAACCGCAUCAACUUCCAUGGAAAGAACGAGACGCUCCCAGCCAGCACUCAUGCGGUUGAGUAAUUAAAAGUCGCUGUACGUAGUAGCAGCACAUGCAUGAUGCUCAGAUGCCGCAUUGUUGCGCUGUACGCACACAUGUAUGAAUGCAUGGCACGGAUCAAGUGGAAUAAAUUUCAUGUAUGGAUCUUAUCUUAUGGUUGUGAGUUGUAACUGCGGAAAGUGGAAUAAAUCUCAGAAGUUGGCAGAAA